AGGGGUCCCGGGGGGGCCCCGGGGGGGUCGUGGCCGGAGCCGCUGCCCUGGGGGGGGCUCCUGGUGCUGGCGCUGCUGGGGGGGGCCCUGCUCGCCCUCAGGCGUUGGCGGCUCCGGGCGGAGAAGCAGCGACGGGAGCCCAACCCUGGGGGGGCCGGUGGGAAGCUCUACAUCGACCCCCUGACGUAUGAGGACCCCGAGGUGGCCCUGAGGGAUUUUGCGCAGGAGAUCGAUGUCACCUGCGUCACCAUCGAGGAGGUCAUCGGCGCAGGUGAGUUCGGCGAGGUGUGGCGCGGCCGCCUCUCCCUGCCCGGCCAGCCCGAGGCCGAGGUGGCCGUGAAGACGCUCAAGGGCGGCCGGGGCGAGCGGCAGCGCCGGGAGUUCCUGCGCGAGGCGGCGCGCAUGGCGCAGUUCCUGCACCCCAACGUGCUGCGGCUGCGCGGCGUGGUCAGCGCGGGGAGCCCCGCCAUGAUCGUCACCGAGUUCCUCAUGCACGGGGCCCUGGACGCCUUCCUCAGGGGCCGAGAGGGGACCCUGUCCCCGCUCCAGCUGGUGGCCAUGCUGCGCGGCAUCGCGGCCGGGAUGCGUUACCUGGCCGAGGCCGGGUUCGUGCACCGUGACCUGGCUGCGAGGAACAUCCUGGUGGACGCACACCUGGUCUGCAAGGUGUCCGACUUUGGGCUGUCGCGGGCGCUGGACGGGGACAGGGAGGUUUUGGGCCCCGGUCAGGGCGGGAAGAUCCCGAUCCGCUGGACGGCGCCCGAGGCCAUCGCGUUCCGCACCUUCACCUCGGCCAGCGACGCCUGGAGCUACGGCAUCGUCAUGUGGGAGGUGCUGAGCUUCGGGGAGCGGCCCUACUGGGACAUGUCCAACCAGGACGUGAUCAACGCCAUCGAGCAGGAUUACCGGCUGCCGCCGCCGCCGCGCUGCCCGCCCGCGCUGCACCGGCUGAUGCUGCAGUGCUGGCAGCGCGAGCGCCACGCCCGCCCCACCUUCCCGCACCUGGUGCGCGCCCUGGACCGGCUCAUCCGGCACCCGCAGAGCCUGCGCAGGUGA
Messenger RNA from Melozone crissalis (California towhee), 1056 nucleotides. RefSeq names its product ephrin type-A receptor 4a-like. Gene Ontology annotation, biological process: axon guidance; protein phosphorylation. Gene Ontology annotation, molecular function: ATP binding; transmembrane-ephrin receptor activity. The record is from RefSeq and is a predicted model, not a curated record. Lineage: Eukaryota; Metazoa; Chordata; Aves; Passeriformes; Passerellidae. Gene Ontology annotation, cellular component: neuron projection.